This is a messenger RNA of Acanthopagrus latus (yellowfin seabream), 3669 nucleotides long. RefSeq names its product SPARC (osteonectin), cwcv and kazal like domains proteoglycan 3 (gene spock3). The record is from RefSeq and is a predicted model, not a curated record. The transcript is spliced from 12 exons. Lineage: Eukaryota; Metazoa; Chordata; Actinopteri; Spariformes; Sparidae. Gene Ontology annotation, molecular function: calcium ion binding; protein binding. Bases 134 to 1327 code for a protein of 397 amino acids.
GCUGCGCACAGACAGCCGGUGCGGAGAGAGAGAGAGAGAGAGAGAGAGAGAGAGAGAGAGAGAGGGCUGCUAUUACUAGUGACAGAAAACGGCAGCGAGCACAUACAGUCUGGAGAGCGGUUGAUGCCACAAGAUGCUGAGCGCCGCCUUGCUGUGUGUGUGCGCCGUCGCCCUCGGACACUCGGUCUCCGCUCGCUCCGACAGCGGCAAUUUUUUGGACGAUAAGUGGCUGGCGGGGAGAUGGGACAAAUUCAGAGACGAAGUGGAGGAGCCUGGAACGUGGACUCCAUCCAAGCCCUUCGAUCAAGGCCUCGAUCCGGCCAAAGACCCCUGUCUUAAGAUCAAAUGCAGUCGCCACAAGGUGUGUGUGGCUGAGGAUUACAAGACUGCGUCCUGUGUCAGCCAGAGGAGAGUUAGUUUUAAAGAUGCCAGUUUGUACCAGAGCCCGGGGUCGAAGUGCAAACCCUGCCCUGUGGUCCACCCUUCCCCUGUCUGUGGAACUGAUGGCCACAGCUACUCCACCAAGUGUAAGUUAGACUACCAGGCGUGCAUCACUGGAAAGAAGAUCGCUGUGAAGUGCGCCGGCCUGUGUCCUUGCCCCGCUCAGCCCGAACAGAGCUCUGCGGAGAAGAAAGUGUGCAGUGAGUCGGACUUGAAGGAGGUGGUGAGUCGUCUGAGAGACUGGUUCAGAGUGCUGCACGAGAACGGCAACCACAAGAGAGUCAAGAUCCAGAAGCCAGAGAAGAACACAGAGUUCGAGGUCGGGGCGUCACCUAUCUGUAAGGACCCCCUGGGCUGGAUGUUCUCCCGGCUGGACACGAACUUUGACGUCCAGCUGGACCAAUCAGAGAUCAAGAGCCUCUACCUGGACAGGAACGAGCCGUGCUCCGAUGCGUUCUUCAAGUCCUGCGACACGCGCGCCGACAAGAUUAUAACCAGCUCCGAGUGGUGCACGUGCUUCCAGAGGCACACAGAUUCCCCUUGUAAAGCAGAGCUGUCCAGUAUCAACAAAAAGCAAGCGGGGAAGAAACUGCUUGGGCAGUACCUUCCGUCCUGCGAUGAGGAGGGUUACUACAGGUCACACCAGUGUCACAGCAGCAGCGGCCAGUGCUGGUGCGUGGAUCGCUAUGGCAACGAGGUGUCUGGCUCACGCACCCAUGGCCCGGCGAACUGCGGCGUGAUUUUGGAGUCUUCUGGAGACCUCGGCAGCGGAGACUCGCUGUUCACCGACGACGACGAAGACUCCUUCGUCCUCGACGACCAGGCCGGGAUGGACGACGAGGACGACGAGGAUGAGGACGGCGACGACGACGAAUACCUGUCGUAAUUUUUAUUUUUUUUUUUCUUUUUCCGAAAAAGAAAACAACAAAAAAAAGAAAAAAGAGAAAACUGUUUGUUUGGUCAAACUGCACGUUUCUAGGUGACUCCCCCAGGCAGAUACUUAAUCGUACUAACAGCCUACGGACUACUCUCUGUGUAUUGUUUGUUCAUUAGUAAGAAAAGAAAAAAAAGAAAAACAAUAUUCCUGGCAAACGUUUAUGAUUUCUCUUCCUCUCUAAGUAUAAAAUAUGGUUAACGGCACUUGCUCACUUGUGUGUCAGCCGACCAGAGAACAUAACAAGGACUAAUCGACAAAAAACCAAUCCAGCGCUUUGGAUUCGGUCACGUGUGCAAAAGACCUCUCCCCUCAUUGGACAGUCUCAUGUCUUCUAGUGUGUCACGUCCUUGUGCAGCACUCCCGACGCCCGAGUGUGUUGACGCCUGAGGGCGCAAUGUUAAAGAGAUUUCCCCCUUCUUCUUCUUCUUCUUCUUCUUCUUCUUCUUCAUCCUCUUCCUCUCCUCCCCCCCGAACCCCUUUAACUCCUUAUCAAAAUGUUCCUGUGUAUAGGUGGGAUGUUGAUGAUGUAGAUAAGAGAAUAUUGCACUCUUUAGGUUUUCUUUUGAUCUUGAUUUGUAACUGUGACUGUAACUGUGUGGAAAAAAAACAAGAUAAGAGUUAGACAUGCUUCAUUAGGAGUAUUAAGGCAAAAAAAAAAAGAGAAAAAAAGGAAAAAAAAGAAGAAAAAAAAAACACAGUGUGAGUUGGAUAACAAUCAGAACCGACAUGCUAGCUGUUUUCACGGAGACACAAAUCAAAUCAAAUCAUCUCAAAGGCUCAGCAACGAGGGAGGAACAAUGUACUGCUCGGCCGGUGGUGUGAGAGGGGGGGGUGAACAAAAAAAAUGUUAUUAUUAUCUAUUUUUCUAAUCCAUUGUUGGAUGAAUACAGAAGAUGAAACAGAUUUGUCGUAGCAUGUCUAAUACUGCGUGAUGUCGUUUCAGUCUGUAGAACCAGAGGCUAAAAAAAAAAAAACAACAAAAAAAAAAACCUUUGUGGAACCGGAAAAUAUAUAGAUAAAACUGAAGCUUGAGGACGACAAAAAAAUUCCCUUCGAGCGUGUACAGAUGAAAACUGCACUUGCAUAGUUAUACACGUCUGUGUGAUUAUAAGAGAAAAAAAAAGGAAGAAAAAGUUUACUUAUCUUUAAUACGUCGAAGAACACCUCGUCGCAGCUCACGUCGCAGGAUCAACGUCCGGGGGUGGUGGGGGAGGGGCGGGGGGUUGAUGUUUUUAAAAAUCCUUCAUGAUCUGAGCACACGGUGUGACAGGAUACGUCUCUUGCACAGUAAUAAAACCCACGGAGCCAAUGCGGACCUGUCGAAAAAAAAAAAAUGUCCGGCGGGAGGGUGAAGGUGUGCCUUUAACUGGUGAGGGCGGGUGCUGGCAGCAGUGGCGAGGAGCAUGCUUACCGGGCUACGACUUGAGCUCGUCUCUACGCUGCGUUAAGAGCGGCUUUCGGAAAAAACGUCUCUGGGUUUUGGUAUGGCUCGCGCUCUGGGUCUCUCUUAUGAUGGUGUUAAAUAUAGGCCAUACUUCAGAUCUUUUUUUGAUUUGUAACUUAGGGUAGUUAGAGUGUAGAGAAGCACAGAUAUAUUUAACAGUUAAGGCAUAACAACACUUAGAUUCUGCUGGAUUUGAAAAUGGUUUAUAUAUUAGUACACUGGCUAGAGGAAGCUUUGGUUUAGACAGCUUUAUAUGACAAAAAAAAGAUGAUCAUCUUACAGUGGUUUUCUUUUUUUUUUUUUUUUUUCUGCUUUUGCUUUUAUUUGUACCCGACCUGCUCUGUCGACUUAUAUUGUAUAUCUGUCAGGGUUAAAAACUGAUUCCCAGAUUUGUGUAUUCUUGAUAAGUCCUGUGACUGUUUAUGCAGACCUGGGAUUUGCUGAGCUCCGAUGUUGAUUUUCACUUAUUAAACCAGCCGUCGGGCAUCAUUUUGAAUCAAACAUCUCUUUGAAAUUCCAUGUUAAGACCUGAAAAGUGCCAUCUAACUGUCCGAUAGUUUGUUUGUUUGUUUUUUUUGUUUUUUGUUUUGUUUUUUGGUCUCCCCUCAUUCCUUUUAACUUGGAAUUUCAAUUCACUUUAAGGUCUGGAGACGAUUUCAGUCUGAAAGUGUGCAGUUUUCAUGAGUGUGAUGACACGCAAAUCAUUUCGAUGACCUCAGACACUGUAGCCACUCAAAACCAAUCACACACUGUCAUCACAGCUCUGAUAGCGUUUUAAGGUAAUGAUACAGAUGCAUUUUUUACAGUGUAUGUAUGAUUUGCUGAAAUAAAAGCUAUAUUGACCAAU